Messenger RNA from Anopheles marshallii, 3741 nucleotides. RefSeq names its product angiotensin-converting enzyme-like. The record is from RefSeq and is a predicted model, not a curated record. Gene Ontology annotation, molecular function: metallopeptidase activity; peptidyl-dipeptidase activity. Gene Ontology annotation, cellular component: plasma membrane. The transcript has 4 exons. Lineage: Eukaryota; Metazoa; Arthropoda; Insecta; Diptera; Culicidae. Gene Ontology annotation, biological process: proteolysis.
AUGAACAAUAUUGAAAGGGUGGUUUUAUUUCCCUUCCUCUCACGGGUUGUUGUUUAUUUUUAGGUAUUUGCCUGGCUUCUUUUUCUGUGCGGAUGGUAUGUGGGAGCAUCCCAAUCCCUACCCCAAACGGUAGUGCAGCGCGAUGAAUUAACCGAAGAGCAGAUGGCAACCGUCUUGGAGCAGUACGAUCUGGACGUUCGAUAUCAUUGUAAUAACAAUGCAAUUGCGGAUUGGAAUGUGGCCACCGAUACGGAGAAUGAGCAUCAUCAGGAAGUACAGAAUAACGCGUCCCUGGCGUUCGCAAAGUUUCGAAAUGAAUACUACGAACAGUAUUUUAAAAAUGCCAAUGUGGAAAGCUAUCAGAACGAAAAGAUUCGAAAGCAGUUGAAGCUGUUGAAAGACCUUGAGACGGCCGCUCUUCCGUCGGAAAAACUGGCCUCGUUAAAUCGUGUGCUGCGAAAAAUGGAUACGGCCUAUCAGCUCGCCGAGGUAUGCCCGUACACGAACCAAAAGUGUGGUCCCACCGAUCCGAAAUGGACACUCGACCCCGAGCUGGAGAAGGUGUUGGCUGAGUCGAGCGAUUACGACGAGCUGGAGUACGUGUGGCGUCGAUGGCGCGAAGAGUCUGGCAAAAAGAUGCGAUCGGAUUACCAGGACUAUGUGCAACUGGUGAAUGAGGCAGCCCGAUUGAAUGGAUACGAAGAUUAUGGGGCCUUGUGGCGUUCCCGGUACGACGAUUCGAAGCUUCGGGAAACGCUCGAACGGCUCUGGAGCGAGGUGGAGCCACUUUACGAUGAAUUGCACAGUUAUGUACGGUACCGAUUGUUCGAGUUGUAUGGCGAUCGAAUGGAUAAGGGAAACCCCAUGAUCCCGGCGCAUCUUCUGGGCAACAUGUGGGCUCAAUCGUGGACUAAUGUGUACGAACGUUUGAAACCGUUUCCAAAUGCAAGCUUGGUCGAUGUGACGGCGAAAAUGAAAGAACUGAGCUACAAUGCGACCAAGAUGUUCGAGAUGUCGGACGAAUUUUAUCGCAGUCUGGGAUUGCCUAGCAGUGCGAUGAGCUACGGUCCGAAGGCGGUAAUUGAAAAACCACCGCAGAAGAUCGUUUGCCAUGCGUCGGCGUGGGAUUUCUGUGAUGGGGAAGAUUUUCGCAUAAAAAUGUGCACGAACGUGAACAUGGAGGACUUUGUGACGGUUCACCACGAGAUGGGACACAUCAUGUACUAUAUACUGUACAAGGACCAACCGUAUCUGUUUCGUACCGGUGCCACGCCCGCCUUUCACGAAGCAGUCGGCGAUACCAUUGCCCUGUCGGUGGCCACACCGAAUCACCUGCGAAAGGUAGGUUUGUUGGAUGACUAUGCAGACAGUCAAGCGGACAAUGUAAAUGCGCUGUUUGAGAUGGCCCUGGAACGGGUGGCUUUCCUGCCGUUCGGUUUCUUGAUCGACAUGUGGCGCUGGGAUGUGUUCAGUGGUGCAGUGAACGAGACGGAAUGGAACGAACACUGGUGGAAAUUGCGCGAGAAGUACCAAAAGGUGUAUGCUCCGGUGCAGCGCUCGGAAGAUGAUUUCGACCCGGGAGCAAAGUAUCACAUACCGGCCAGCUCUCAAUACAUAGCCUACUUUUUGGCGCACAUUCUGGAGUUUCAGUUCUAUCGUGGACUGUGUAUCGAAGCGGGUCAGUAUGAUCCCGCGCAAAAAUCCUCCCAACCACUCCACAAAUGUGAUUUUUACAACAGCAAAGCGGCCGGAGAUAAGCUACGUGAAGGGCUAUCCCUUGGCUAUAGUGAAGACUGGCAGGAUGCACUUGAGAAGCUAACUGGAGAACGAGAGAUUAGUGGCAAAGCGCUGUUGGAGUACUUCGAACCCCUGUAUCAGUUUCUCAAGGAAGAAAAUCGAAAAUUCAAAGCGGCAGAAAUGGAGGACAUUGUUGAGCAAUACAGUGAACAAUACUCGAUGGCGUGCAAUAAACAAGUGAAGGCACAAUUUGCUACCCAGGUAGACGUAGGCAAUCCACAGCUGCAGCAACAACUGACAGAAGUUCUGGCCGAAAACACAAAAUUCGUGCUAGACAACUACAAUCGCUACUUUGCUGAUGUCAACCCACAGCAGUUUCCGAACGCUUCGUUAAGCCGUCAACUUCAAUUUUUGUCUCAAAUAUCGAUCAACAAACUAUCCACCCAAGAUAUUGCCAAGCUACAAAACGCCCUGGGUAGAAUGCAAAACACUUACAGCAGUGCAACGAUUUGUCCGUACAGUAAUCAAGCGUGUACGGCUGGGAAACUAUCGCUGGAUCCCGAGUUGUACGAAAUAAUGGCCAAGUCUGCGAAUUAUGACGAGUUGGAAUACGUCUGGCAGGAAUGGCGGCUUAACACGGGUCGCAAAAUGAAACGUGACUAUGGGGAUUACGUGGAGCUUAUGAAUCGGGCCGCUCACCUUGGAGGAUACGAGGAUAUGGGCGCAUUGUGGAGAUCCUCAUUCGAGCAGGAAGAUUUUGUCGAAGGUAUGAAGCGUCUUUGGGAAGAACUGAAGCCGUUUUACUCCGAGCUACAUAAGUACGUACACCGCAAACUGAAGGCGAUUUACGGCGACCGAAUGAAACAUGACGAUGGCAACAUCCCGGCGCAUCUACUCGGUAACAUGUGGGGCCAGUCGUGGGUGAACUUGUACGACCGCACAAAACCCUUCGCCAAUACGGUGGAUCUGGACAUAACAGAAGCCCUGAAAGCGAAGAACUAUACCACUCGGCGACUGUUUGAAAUUGCGAACGAGUUCUACGUGGGACUCGGGCUGCCCGAUAACAGCAUGAGCUAUGACACUGAGCGCGGAGCAAUGAUAGAGAAGCCGACGGAUGGGCGUGUGGUGACGUGCCAUGCAUCCGCGUGGGACUUUUGCGAUCGGCAGGAUUUCCGCAUCAAAAUGUGCACGCGCAUGAACAUGGAAGACUUUGUGACGAUUCAUCAUGAGAUGGGUCACAUUAACUAUUACAUCCUGUACAAGGAACAACCGGUGACGUUGCGCAGCGGUGCCAAUCCGGGCUUCCAUGAGGCUGUCGGUGACACGAUAUCCCUGUCCGUGGCUACACCGAAGCACUUUGAAAAGAUUGGCUUGCUGCAGGGUUACAACGAUACGUACGAGGAGAACAUCAACGCACUCUAUCAAAAGGCUCUAGAUCGAGUAGCUUUCCUUCCGUUUGGGCUGCUGAUCGACAUGUGGCGUUGGGAGAUUUUCGCUGGUGAUCUAGAGUAUUCACGGUGGAACGAACGUUGGUGGGAGCUUCGGGAAGAGUAUCAGAAAAUUUCUCCUCCAAUCGCGCGCGACAGCAAUGAUUUCGACCCGGGCGCAAAGUACCACAUUCCUUACGACAGUCAGUACGUGUCGUACUUCAUAGCACACAUCCUAGAUCUGCAACUUCACAAGGCGCUCUGUACGGCGGCGAACGAGUACACCCCGCAGGAUCCGUCCAAACCAUUGCACAAAUGCGACAUCGAUGGAUCACGUGCGGCUGGUGAUCUGUUGCGCGCGGGACUUUCGCUUGGCCGAUCGGUGCAUUGGUCGGAAGCAUUGAAAGCCAUGACGGGGGAAACGGAACUGCGGACGGAUGCACUGCUCGAAUACUACAAACCACUGUACGAGUAUUUGAAGGAAGAAAAUGCCAAAGGAGGAAACGGUCGUAUAGCAUCCGCAUCGGUCAGCCUGAUCUUGGCGGCAUGUGUGUUGUUUCUGUGGAAAUUGAAUUAG